Molecule: messenger RNA, 2504 nt
Organism: Condylura cristata (star-nosed mole)
Lineage: Eukaryota; Metazoa; Chordata; Mammalia; Eulipotyphla; Talpidae
Gene: PLBD2
Product: phospholipase B domain containing 2
Exons: 12
Coding region: 24-1793 (589 amino acids)
Biological process (GO): phospholipid catabolic process
Cellular component (GO): extracellular region
Molecular function (GO): glycerophospholipase activity
Source: RefSeq, a predicted model, not a curated record
GCGGCGCCCGGCUCGGCGCGGUCAUGGUGGCCCCGAUGUGCGGCUCUCCCGGCGGUCGCCUGGCUCGGGCGCUGACGCGGGCGCUGGCGCUGGCCCUGGUACUGGCCCUACUGGUCACGCUAUUCCUGAGCGGCCUGACGGGCGCGGUCCCGACCCCCGAGGGCCACAGGGGGCCCGACGGGCCGGUGCCUCCCACCUCCCGCUGCCGCUCGGUGCUCCUGGACACCGAGACCGGCCAGUUGCGCCUGGUGGAUGGCCGUCACCCUGACGCCGUGGCCUGGGCCAACCUCACCAACGCCAUCCACGAGACCGGGUGGGCCUUUCUGGAACUGCACACCAACGGCCACUACAAUGACAGCCUGCAGGCCUACGCCGCAGGCGUGGUGGAGGCUGCCGUGACUGAGGAGCUCAUCUACAUGCACUGGAUGAACACGGUGGUGAAUUACUGCGGCCCCUUUGAGUACGAAGUCGGUUACUGCGAGAAGCUCAAGAGCUUCCUGGAGACCAACCUGGAGUGGAUGCAGGCAGAGAUGGAGGCGAACAAGAACUCCGCUUACUGGCACCAGGUGCGGCUGACCCUGCUGCAGCUGAAGGGCCUAGAGGACAGCUAUGAAGGCAGUGUGGCCUUUCCAACUGGGAAUUUCACCAUCAAACCCUUGGGGUUUCUCCUGUUGCAGAUCUCUGGGGACCUGGAAGACCUGGAGCCGGCCCUGAAUAAGACCAGGACCAAGCACGUCCUGGGCUCGGGCUCCUGCUCCGCCCUCAUCAAGCUGCUGCCGGGCCAGAGCGACCUGCUGGUGGCCCACAACACCUGGAAUUCCUACCAGCACAUGCUGCGUGUCAUCAAGAAGUACCAGUUCUACUUCCGGGAAGGCCCCCAAGAGGCCUCCCCGCUGAUGCCUGGCAAUGAGGUGGUCUUCUCGUCCUACCCGGGCACCAUCUUCUCCUGCGAUGACUUCUACAUCCUUGGCAGCAGACUGGUGACGCUGGAGACCACCAUCGGCAACAGGAACUCGGCCCUCUGGAAGUACGUGCAGCCCAGGGACUGCGUGCUGGAGUGGGUGCGCAACGUGGUGGCCAACCGCCUGGCCUCGGAUGGGGCCUCCUGGGCAGACAUCUUCAAGAACUUUAACAGUGGCACGUACAACAACCAGUGGAUGAUCGUGGACUACAAGGCAUUCGUGCCCGGCAAGCCCAGUCCUGGGAGCAAGGUGCUGACGGUCCUGGAGCAGCUCCCGGGCAUGGUGGUGGUGGCCGACAAGACCUCGGAGCUCUACCAGAAGACCUACUGGGCCAGCUACAACAUCCCGUCCUUCGAGUCCGUGUUCAACGCCAGCGGGCUGCAGGCCCUGGUGGCCCGCUUUGGGGACUGGUUCUCCUACGAUGGGAGUCCCCGGGCCCAGAUAUUCCGGCGGAACCACUCGAUGGUGCACGACAUGGAAUCCAUGCUCCAGCUUCUGAGGUACAACGACUUCCUCCACGACCCGCUGUCACUGUGCAAAGACUGCACACCGCAGCCCAACGGGGAGAACGCCAUCUCGGCCCGCUCUGACCUCAACCCAGCCAACGGCUCCUACCCUUUCCAGGCCCUGAGGCAGCGGUCCCACGGUGGCAUCGACACCAAGGUGACGAGCAUGGCCCUGUCCAAGGUCAUGGGCCUGCUGGCGGUCAGUGGCCCCACGUGGGACCAGCUGCCCCCGUUCCAGUGGAGCACCUCGCCCUUCAGCAGCCAGCUGCACAUGGGCCAGCCCGACCUCUGGAAGUUCUCGCCCAUCCGAGUCUGGUGGGACUGAGGCGCCGCCUCCCUCUGCUGCCUUUUGCCCGCUGACGCCCAGCAGGCCACUCCUGCCCGCACCCUCCUUGGGCUCCGCCCCGCUGUGCCCAACCUGCCCCCUGGGGCUGCCUCCCGGGGCGGGAUACAGAACCCCGAGGGUGCGGAAUGAAAUCUCCCUCUGGGAGUGGGUGAGUGCCUCCCCGCUUCCUCUGUCUUCCCAGGUCUGACUGUCUCUCCUCUCUGGGUUACUCUCUCCCACCUGGAGUCCCAUCCUCAGGCUGCCCCCUCCUGAAGCUUUGAGAAGGGCCCCGGAGUCAGAUUCUGGGCCUCCCGUGGGACAGGAGGGGACUGGCCUGGCCCCUUCCUUCCAGGGUCGUUCCUGCCGGGGACUCUGGGGCUCCUGCGGGGUCUAAGACACGGGCAUUAUCUCCGGGCACUCCAGGCCCCAGCCGUAGCCCCUCCGCUUCUUUGGGAGGGAACCCCUGCUUUCCCUUCUUGGCAGCUUCCUCCAGGGCAGAAACUUGAAAACAAACAAAAACCAAAGUUUCUGGUGCCUUGCGUUGGGGGGCCUGAACUCUCUGGGGACUGACUCUGCCGCCAGCCCCCAUGCUUCAGCUCGUGCCCCUCCACCCCCAACCUGGGCCUGCCCCUGGCCUCAGGGUAGCACCCUCAGCUCCCCUGCUGUGGAACAGAUUGCAGGCUGUGCUGCCAUUAAAGGAGAGAGGCUGAG